Ostrinia furnacalis (Asian corn borer) is the source of this 2712-nucleotide messenger RNA. It is a transcript of the gene CysRS, whose product is annotated as cysteine--tRNA ligase, cytoplasmic. Bases 202 to 2373 code for a protein of 723 amino acids. The record is from RefSeq and is a predicted model, not a curated record. The transcript has 12 exons. Lineage: Eukaryota; Metazoa; Arthropoda; Insecta; Lepidoptera; Crambidae. Gene Ontology annotation, biological process: cysteinyl-tRNA aminoacylation. Gene Ontology annotation, cellular component: cytoplasm. Gene Ontology annotation, molecular function: ATP binding; cysteine-tRNA ligase activity.
AUAAAUAUAGGUACGUGCGGUCUGGUGAUUCAAAAUUAUUGUAUUUCUUGUAAUUAAUACAUACGUGGCAGGAUAAUUUUAUAGUAAAAUGUUACAGUGAAUAAAAUCUUUAAAAGCCUUGAUAGUUAAGUUGUAAGUUUAUGUAAUUAAUUUCGCAUUUAGCUAAUAUAGGUUAUCGGUUUUCUAUCUCCACCUUACAAAAUGUCUAAAAGAACUUUACCAACUUGGUCUCCUCCAGCGAGAUCAGAAAAGAGACCAGUUCUAAAGCUGUUCAACAGCUUAACACGCCAGAAAGAAGAAUUUGUUUGUUCAAAUGGGAAUAAAGUUAGUUGGUAUAGUUGUGGCCCAACUGUGUAUGAUGCCUCCCACAUGGGACAUGCCAGAUCUUACAUAUCAUUUGAUAUACUAAGGAGAAUCAUGGCAAAUUACUUUGGCUAUGAUAUAUUGUAUGUUAUGAAUAUAACAGAUAUUGAUGAUAAGAUUAUCAAGAGGGCUCGACAGAACCAUUUGUAUGAAAAAUAUAUGAAAGAGCCGAGAAAUCUUAAUGACACUAUAGAUGAUGCAACUUCUGUAGUAAAUUAUUAUGAAAAUGUAGUUAGAAAUACUGGAGAUCCAGAUAAGAAGAAUGCCAUGCAGAAAAUGUUAGAUAAUAUCGCAUCUGCAGUAAAGGUACUCCAGCAAGCAGUUCAAGAAAAUGACAGUGAGAAAAUAAAAACAUCAAAAUGUGAAAUGCUAAAGUCAGCUAAAGACCCUAUCUCGGACUGGCUGGACCAUAAGUAUGGUGCCACGGUCACUGAUAAUGCAAUAUUUGCAUCUUUACCAAAGUAUUGGGAAAAUGAAUUCCAUAAAGACAUGAAGGCAUUGAAUGUUCUACCACCAGAUGUUCUAACAAGAGUGAGUGAAUAUGUGCCUCAAAUUGUAAAGUUUAUAGAGAAAAUCAUAGAUAAUGGACUUGCAUAUGAAUCAAAUGGCUCAGUUUACUUCAAUGUGAGUGAAUUUGACAAAAGAGACAAGCAUCACUAUGCAAGACUGGUUCCUGAAGCUUAUGGAGACACAAAAUCACUACAAGAAGGAGAAGGUGACUUAUCUGAUGAAACCGCAGAAAAGCGUUCUGCAAAUGACUUUGCAUUGUGGAAGUGCAGUAAAGCAGGUGAACCCUCCUGGGAAUCGCCCUGGGGCGCAGGCCGCCCUGGCUGGCACAUUGAGUGCUCAGCUAUGGCAUCUGAUAUCUGCGGAAAUAACUUAGACAUACAUACUGGUGGAGUUGAUCUGAAGUUCCCUCACCAUGACAAUGAAUUGGCACAAAGUGAAGCUCAUUUCGAUUGCCCAGGCUGGGUGAACUAUUUCUUGCACACUGGCCACCUUACGAUCGCCGGAUGCAAGAUGUCGAAGUCGCUAAAAAACUUCGUGACGAUUUCUGAUGCACUGAAAAGACAUACCGCGCGACAGCUGCGCAUCGCAUUUUUAUUGCACGGCUGGAAAGAGACCCUUGACUACUCGGAUAACACCAUGGAGAUGGCUAUUCAGACUGAAAAGUUGUUCAAUGAGUUCUUCCUGACGGUAAAAGACGCGUUGCGGAGCGGAUACGAUGAAGGCUGCGGCGGCGCGUGGGGCCCCGAAGAACAGCAACUCUCCAGCAAACUUAGCUCCGUCAAGGAACAAGUGCAUGCUGCACUUUGUGACAACAUCGACACGCGUGGCGCCCUAGACGCCCUGCGGGAGCUAGUAGGAGCUAGCCACGUGUACCUACGUCAGACGUCACCUCGUCCCGCCCCGCUGUUGGCCGCGGCCGCGCGCUACGUCACCGAUAUACUGCACAUAUUCGGCGCCGUCGAAGGCCCGCGCGGGGGCAUCGGCUUCCCUGUGGGCGAUGGAGACGCUGCUAACUUGGAGAGCCAAGUGAUGCCGUACUUAGAAGCGCUGAGCACAUUCCGUGCGUCAGUGCGCGACGCGGCCCGCAGCGCGAAGGCACCCGAAGUGUUGGCGCUGUGCGACGCGCUACGGGACUCCGUAUUGCCUGAACUGGGGGUGCGGCUCGAAGACAAACCCGAUCGCACUGUUGUCAAGUUAGUCAGCAAAGAAGAAUUACUUAAAGAAAGAGAAGAAAAGAAGCGCCAAGAAGCAGAGAAGCUAAAGAAGAAACAGGAGCUUCUGGAAGCGCAGCGAGCUAAAGAAGAACAGAAGAAAAUCCCGCCUUCCGAGAUGUUCAAGCGCGAGACCGACAAAUAUUCCAAGUUCGAUGAUAAGGGACUGCCCACACAUGACCACGAGGGCAAAGAACUCAGCAAAGGUUUGGUCAAAAAGCUGCAGAAGCUUCAACAGGCUCAAGAGAAGAAAUACAACGACUUCUUAGCCUCCGUGAACUCUUGCUGACCUGGGCAAUGAAGUAGCGUUCCAUGUUCUAUAGCGUUGUAGUGACGCUCAUAACUCUCUAGGCCGCGUGCCAUUUUGAACUUAUUUCCAUUAUAGUUUAAGUGUAAAACGUCACACGGCUAAUCUUAUUUUAACGCGGUAUUGCUACGUCAGUGACGGAAUAGAAUUAAAAAAUUCAUUGUAAUUGCAAAAUGUCUAAGGCUUCAUUGAUAUUCUCUUUAACUAUUUUAUUUAACAGCAACUUUAGCAUUAGGUGUGUCCUAAUCCUAAUUCUGGCAUUUGCAUAAUAUUAUUUUGUAUUAUUAUAACUAAAUUAUUAAAAAUGACGUUCCUAAUUUA